AGACUUGAACUCAGUAAUAAAUUGCUAAUAAAACGAAUUUAAUCAUUUUAUUUUGUUUGAUAAUUUGACUGGGUGAAAGUUUGUGUGAUUACAGAUGAUUUCGUGAACAGGCUGAAACAGUGAAGUCGGGUUGUGCAAUUUCUCCAAGAUGCCCAACAGCAGCACCCCUGGAGCAACAAGGCCAAAACGGAGGCGCAGACGAAGAGGUCCCAGAGAGGAGCCUGCUAGAAAUGAACUGGUUUCCAGUUCUCUGGAGAGCGCCCAGCAAUGUCUGUUCAAUCAGGACUAUGGCACUGCUUUUGUCCACUACCUCCUGGCUCUAAACCUGGCCCCCGUCCUGAAGGAUCUGGCAAAAGAUUCUUUCCGGUUCACUCUAUUCAAGUGGGCUGACGAGCUGGACUCUCUCGGCCGCAUUCAGGAUCUUUUUGACAGCUAUGAACAAGCUCUGGAGUUGUUUCCCACUGACGAGGUGAUCAUCAACAGCAUGGGAGAGCAUCUCUUCAGGAUGGGUUUUAGGGACGAGGCUGCAGCCCAUUUCUACAAAGCUCUUAAACUGAGGCCGGAUUUCCCAGAGGCUAAGGAGAACUUCUAUCGUGUGGCCAACUGGUUGGUGGAGCGCUGGCAUUUUUUAAUGCUUAACGACCACAGAAGAAACCGUAAGUACCAGCUUGCUAUACAGCGGGCGGUACAGGAAGGAUGCAGCACAGUUCUGGAUAUCGGAACCGGAACGGGCAUCCUUGGGAUGUGUGCGAAAAAGGCCGGGGCGAGUGAGGUCUACGCCUGCGAGCUCUCUAAGACCAUGUACGAACUGGCAUGUGAGGUGGUCUCAGCCAACAGCAUGGCGGAUAGCAUCAAGAUCCUUCACAUGAAAUCAAUGGAGAUGCAAAUUCCUAAAGAUAUUCCCAGCAGGGUAUCUCUGGUCGUGACAGAAACUGUGGACGCCGGACUGCUGGGAGAGGGAAUCAUUGAGAGUUUGAUUCAUGCCUGGAAGCACCUGCUCCUACCCCCACCUAACACUGACGAUCCACAGUCCAGUCCAUCACAGUCGGGCAGAGUCAUACCUGCUGGUGCCACCGUGUUUGCGAUGGCUGUACAGUGCCCAGAGAUCCGACGACACCACAGGGUGGGUGUGAGUGCAGUAGGAGGUUUGAACCUGGCUGCAGCCGGACUGAUCCACAGUCCUGUACGGAGUUCGCCGGAUGUGGAUGAAGCAGCCGAGCCGUACACUACUGAGAGACUGAGUCGAGUUCCGGGAGGUUUCACUGCCCUCACACAGCCCUGUAAAGUCAUGCAUAUAGACUUCAAUAACCCACAGGAGUUGGAACGCCUGUGCCUGAGGGACACGUCCAUACUGCAGGUGAAGGUGAUCCAGGAUGGGCUGGUGGAUGCUUUGGCUGUGUGGUUCCAGCUACACCUGGAUCAGGAGAACAGCAUCUCAACGGGCCCAGACGAGGACACGUGCUGGGAACAGGCCGUCUACCCUGCUCCAUUCGACUGUAGGGUGAAGUGCAAUGACGAACUGCUGGUGGAAGUGUCCUGCAAAGAUGCCUACCUGAGACUCGCCUGUACUGGUAGAGUAAGAAAUGGUCAGACAGUGUCCAUCGGCAGCCAAAGUGAAGACACCUCAUCCUUGGUUCACAGCAACCCUGAAACGGAACUGUGCAGUGCCUUGGCCGGCCUCCAGACCCACCAGGACGCUCCGAAUGGCCCAUUCACACUAGAGUGCUCUGAAAUUGCUCUGCUCAAUAACACCCCCUACCAUGAGUGUUUUCAGACAGCGAUGGCAAAACUUCUGUCCUCGCUUAGUUCUACCCAGAAGUCUCAAGGACCAAAAGACAACCCCUCCUCCUCAGGGCCGCUGUACGUCCUGGAUGUAUCGGAGGGUUUCUCCGUGCUCUCUCUGAUCUCUGCGCAGUUAGGGCCGGUGCGGGCCUACAGCUCGGUGGAGAAGCAGCAGCACCAGGCUCUCUUGCGCCUCCUGACUCGGGAGAACAGAGUGCAGAAGGAGGCGCUGGAGUUCUGGCUCGGUGUUGUAGAGGACGACUCGGCACUGCUGCAGAGGCCAGACUCGGACAAGCUGUGGAGCGCAAUCAUGCUGGACUGCGUCGAGAUCUGCGGCCUGAUCAGGCAGAACGUGAUGGAGAAGGCCACCCUGGCGAGGUGUCUCCUGGAGGAAGGUGGACGCAUUUUCCCAGAGCGCAUUGUGAUUAAUGGCAUGCUGGUGGAAUCGGACACGCUGCUUCAGGAGAGCGCGGUGCAGGGAACAGAGCCCACACUGGGCUUCAACAUCGCCCCCUUCAUCAACCAAUUCACGGUACCUGUUCAUGUGUUUUUGGAUUUGUCCACACUGGAGUGCACACACCUCAGUGAUCCAGCGGAGCUCUUCAUCCUCGACCUCAUGAACGGCAGCGCCAACUGCAGCAGCAGAGAAGUUCGGAUACGAGUGAGAACUUCUGGUAGAGUGACGGCUGUUCCCUUCUGGUACCUCAUCUAUCUGGACUCGGACGUGUCUGUGAGUACGUACAGGCCGGACUCUCACUGGAAGCAGGCGGCCGUCAUCCUGCAGCGCCCUCUGGAGGUGAACGAAGGUGACUGGGUCAGGCUCAGCGUCCAGUUCCAUAAGAGCAGCAUCUCCAUCCAGGCCCACAGAGAGGAGGAGGAGAUCACAGCAGAUGAAGACAGGCCUGUUACCAUAAACAAAGCUUAGAAAGGAAGAUGUUAUUAGUGCCUCAUGCAGGAGAAAAAUUAACUUACCUCUGUUGGUUGCGCCCAUAUUUAGGGCUCGCCACAGCAAAUUUUCGUGCUAGGUUCAGCUGAUGUGGCAGUUUUAGUCCAGAUGCCCUUCAUGAUGCAACCCUACUUAGCUCAUCUGGGCUGGUGACCUGCACUGAGUCCUCACUAAUAAGUGCACCUCCCAAUGGCUAGGCUGGUCGGCCACCCCCACCUCUGACAUAGCCAAUAAUGUCUGUGUAGAUAUCUGACCGACUGAUAGCACCUCUUAAAAUAUGAACCCUGGGAUCAAGCACCUGUGUUACAGAUAUAUGAAUAUAGUUGUUUAAUAGACUAAAGGAUGCACUGAUCUGAUACCAGUAUCAGUUUUGGCAUGAAACCUGGUUUUAUUGGAUUUUUUUGUUUUCUUUUUGUUUGCAUUUUCUUCCAAUUUAGACAUACUUAAUUCCCCAGUGUAACUUCACCUUUUUAUGUAUUCCACUGUUUUUAAUACAUGCCUUAAAUGUGUGACAGUGAAUCUGCUCUCUAUGCAAAGUAGCAUCAGUAUUAUUACCUUAAAUACGUUCAUUGUUGGCUGCAAACUAAGUGUUGAUGAAUAAAACUUUUAAACAACUGUAAUUAUUUAAGUAAAUAAGUAAGUAAUAAAUAAAAUUUAUUUUUGCAUGCCCACAAUGUGUCUGCUAAAUUCCCAUAUGGCCUCUAACCACCAUAAUAUACACUGAUCAGCCAU
Messenger RNA from Trichomycterus rosablanca, 3460 nucleotides. It is a transcript of the gene prmt9, whose product is annotated as protein arginine methyltransferase 9. Lineage: Eukaryota; Metazoa; Chordata; Actinopteri; Siluriformes; Trichomycteridae. The coding region runs from base 149 to 2707 and encodes 852 amino acids. Gene Ontology annotation, molecular function: protein binding; protein-arginine N-methyltransferase activity. The record is from RefSeq and is a predicted model, not a curated record. The transcript is spliced from 13 exons. Gene Ontology annotation, biological process: peptidyl-arginine methylation.